Messenger RNA from Peronospora belbahrii, 2274 nucleotides. The record is from the annotation of a GenBank genome assembly. Lineage: Eukaryota; Oomycota; Peronosporomycetes; Peronosporales; Peronosporaceae.
AUGAUUCGAGUAUUCAUCAUCACAGUGGUGGUAAUUUCUAUCUUGCCGGUUGCAAGCUAUAAGACUUUUGUGUCCAAUGGUACACCUUUAAAUAUUAGUGAGUUUUGGAGUGAAGACUAUCCGUACGUGUAUCAGCCUUACUGGAAACGUCUUUCUGAUGGUAAAGUUGUACCAUAUAAUGACUCGACCUAUAGUAGCGCACGUGAUGCCAUUCCAACAAACUCGCCAUGGAUUUCCAAGUGGGUUUUCUCAAGUGAGGGCCAACGCACGCUACGAAAAGAUUUACCUCGGCUGCUGAUGUACAAUCUCGUGUCCCCGAUGGACUACGGGGACUCGCUGCGGUCUAGCAACGUGCGUCGACGCCGCAACAAAGCGGCCCGCAUGUUUUUAACGGAUAACUUGGCACUUCCAGCCUUGAAAACGCUUGGUCAUGUAGCUUGGAAUCUCAUUCAAAGUCAUUACGUUGACUAUUUUGAAGACGAGGUGUUUGCACAGCGUUUGAAAAUCAUGAAUGCCAGUGAAUUGAUCCGAGAAUUCAAUCUCACACUUUCGCUUGAUGCGAUCGAAGCGACAAAAGAUGAAGAGUCUCGACCAAACACAACUCAAGCAUUCACUUAUGAUGGAGACAAGAAACGAGCUCAACUAUACCGACGAUACUCCGCAGCUUUUGCUUCAUACGAGGGCUACUCGGACCAAUUCUACACCCGCGACAAUGCUUUGCCGCCACCCACAUUCCCGGCAGACAGCUAUCCGUGGCUUUGGUCUUCGCGGCUUAAUAUGACACGAACGAUAGUGUCACAGCUAUUGCGAUCGCUUACUCUGGCGAAUAUUAGAAUAGCUGGGCUUGCUGCCAGUUCAAGUGGCAGCACUGAUGAUGCAGAUCGUGGCUCUUGUUCAUCGAAUUGCGCUGUAAACGAUGGAUUUUCUCGCAAGCUCGCGACUUUAGCUGAUGAAUCGCCCUCCCUCGCGUCCAAUUUAUCGGUGCUACCGGACAGAAGUGUAUUGAACGAAGCGACUCAUCAUGGAGGUAAUAUUACAAUGAGUGCGGAAGAUAUUCAAGCACUUGAGCAGUUCCAAGUCCGACUGGAGGAAUUUUACUUCAACACUGGUAUUCCCCGACUUCCAAUUCAUCCCAAUGUUUCGAAUUCGGUUUUCCUAUCGUUAGCAAAAUUUCUUCAAACGUCAGUGACAAGCAAUGCAGGUACCAAUUACUCUUCAGCAUAUGAAGACAUUGCUGUGAAUAGCAGCUCCACUGACUCAGCUACAGCUGAUAUACUACGAUCGUUGUCAUGUGAAAUUGCAACCAAUGGCGAUGGUGUUAACAGCGGCAAUAUGACAGAUUUUUCGUCAAGAAGCGGAGUAUACGGUGCACUCAUUCACUUUUACGCGUUCCCUUCUAUUGACAAGUGGAUGAUCAAAGGCUUUGAAGAUGAGAAUAAUGCUGACUGUACAGUAACGCAAGUGUGUUUGGUACACUCUGGCGUAACAGUGUAUACGCCGUCCUUGACAACAUUGGAGCUGUUCCAAGCAUUUGCUAAUAUGAGCGUGACCUCAACAGCAAAACGAUCAAUGCGGCUGAAGUCGCUGCUGGAGAUGGUUCAAGUGGCUUUUAAAGCUGAGCAGAGAGCGCUUAAGCACGGUCUGCGAGCACCAUCUACAGUCUGGUACUCUAAUCACGACCUUGACGUAGAUGAGUUUGCUGAUGCAGUGCUAGGUACAGUUAAUAUGUCAAUCAGUGGAGAGAGAGGUGAUGCAACUCCGCUACAUGUUUUCGAAAAGCAUAUGAAUGAACGGGUGCCAAUCCUAGACGAGGUGGUGUCAUACUAUGCAGAGACAAUCCACGACACAACAACUUCCAUGGAACUCAAUCGCAGCAUUCCGAUGCUAGACAAAUUCGAAGAAAGUGAGCUGGUCACACUGGUGAGCUCAAUAGAGAGUCAAAUGAACUAUCUCGAUCAAUCUGUUGUCUCCUACGUGCAGACUCGAGCUGCAAACCCAUUAUACCAGGAGGUAGUGCACGCUACGAUGCGUGGAGAUUUGUACAACGGGAGCGAGUACACAUUGAUCGGCUUUGGCUUUAUCAUUCCUGCGACCAACAGUCAAAAUGUGCUAUAUCACGACAUGAAGCUACCAGUUCCGUUCCAUCUUACACUUCGCCUAAUUGUGCGUUUUCAAGAGAGUCGUUUACUGCUGCCACUUGAAUCACGACAACUAGUAGUCUGCCUCUCAAUGGCAUUCUACAAUAUUUCCUAUUAUCGAUGCCAACAGUCAUGA